CACUGAUUACACAACACCACGCCCGCCAUCCACAGCAACUCACCCAGCAGCCCUCUCGCCAUUUCCCUCUCGUCUUCCUAUUCCUUCUACACCUACAAAGCGCUCGAAGCUUAGCCAGCGGCCCCUCACCCCACGCAGACCGCAAACAUGCCCAGCGCCACGGGCUCGAGCUGGGAGAAGUACCAGAAGAACUUCGCAGACGACGAGGUCGAGGAGAAGAAGAUCACGCCUCUUACCGACGAGGACAUUCAGGUGCUGAAGACGUAUGGCGCGGCACCCUACGGCGCGGAGCUCAGGAAGCUCGAGAAGGAGAUCAAGGACAAGCAGCAGACAAUAAACGAGAAGAUCGGCGUUAAGGAAUCAGAUACCGGACUAGCACCACCACAUCUCUGGGACAUCGCCGCCGACCGGCAACGAAUGCAAGAAGAGCAGCCCCUGCAAGUCGCCCGCUGCACCAAGAUAAUACAAGAUGAGAAGGACUCCGAGAAGAGCAAAUAUGUCAUCAACGUCAAGCAGAUCGCCAAGUUCGUUGUCAACCUCGGAGAGCGCGUGUCACCUACAGAUAUUGAGGAGGGCAUGCGCGUGGGCGUCGACCGCAACAAGUACCAAAUCUUGCUUCCUCUGCCACCCAAGAUCGAUCCCUCGGUUACAAUGAUGACGGUCGAAGACAAGCCGGAUGUCACAUACGGAGAUGUGGGAGGUUGCAAGGAGCAGAUCGAGAAGCUGCGAGAAGUCGUCGAGAUGCCUCUCCUGUCACCGGAACGCUUUGUCAACCUCGGUAUUGACCCCCCGAAGGGUGCGCUUCUCUAUGGACCUCCGGGAACCGGAAAGACACUCUGCGCGCGAGCCGUUGCCAACCGUACAGACGCCACCUUCAUCCGUGUCAUCGGAUCAGAGCUAGUCCAGAAGUACGUUGGUGAGGGAGCUCGCAUGGUCAGAGAGCUUUUCGAGAUGGCACGGACAAAGAAAGCGUGCAUCAUCUUCUUCGACGAGAUUGAUGCUGUGGGUGGAGCGCGUUUCGACGACGGCGCAGGAGGCGACAAUGAAGUGCAGCGUACCAUGUUGGAGCUGAUCACACAACUCGAUGGUUUCGACGCGCGAGGAAACAUCAAGGUCAUGUUCGCCACAAACAGGCCCUCUACUCUCGAUCCCGCACUCAUGCGUCCCGGACGUAUCGACCGAAAGAUCGAGUUCUCGCUGCCCGACAUGGAGGGUCGCGCCAAUAUCCUUCGCAUUCACGCGAAGAGUAUGAGCGUCGAGCGCGACAUCCGUUGGGAGCUCAUCUCGCGUCUAUGCCCGAACAGCACAGGCGCCGAGCUGAGGAGUGUCGCUACAGAGGCGGGCAUGUUCGCGAUUAGGGCUAGAAGAAAGGUUGCUACCGAGAAGGACUUUCUGGCUGCUGUGGACAAGGUCAUCAAGGGCAAUCUGAAGUUCAACUCUACCGCAACUUACAUGCAGUACAAUUAGAGCGGGUUAGACAGGAAAGAGAACACUGCAUCACGGAUGGGGAGCUUGACUCUUGUAUGACUAGAUAUCACGAUCGAGCUAUGAACAUAGCCAUAAUGCAUCUUUUGACAGUUCA
Boeremia exigua is the source of this 1582-nucleotide messenger RNA. Its product is annotated as P-loop containing nucleoside triphosphate hydrolase protein. The transcript is spliced from 3 exons. Gene Ontology annotation, molecular function: proteasome-activating activity; ATP hydrolysis activity; ATP binding. Bases 148 to 1467 code for a protein of 439 amino acids. Gene Ontology annotation, biological process: proteasome-mediated ubiquitin-dependent protein catabolic process. NCBI's taxonomy places the organism in Eukaryota, Fungi, Ascomycota, Dothideomycetes, Pleosporales, Didymellaceae. Gene Ontology annotation, cellular component: proteasome regulatory particle, base subcomplex. The record is from RefSeq and is a predicted model, not a curated record.